Molecule: messenger RNA, 551 nt
Organism: Phlebotomus argentipes
Lineage: Eukaryota; Metazoa; Arthropoda; Insecta; Diptera; Psychodidae
Exons: 5
Coding region: 6-443 (145 amino acids)
Source: RefSeq, a predicted model, not a curated record
UGAAAAUGGCACGUCUCGGUUCUGCUGAAAUUUGUUUAAUUGUCCUUCUUUCCCUGUUUUUCCAGAUAUUCGCUCCUGUGACGGCAUUUUUGGAUAAACUGGGCAUUGGAAAUAUUGGUACUUCUUUGAGCCAAGUUCAAGGUGGCACAACAAUUGCAACUAUUGUACUCCAAAAAAUCGUUGAAGCGAUAAUGAAAUUAGUCGACGUCUUGUCUGAUUCGUUUUCUGCAGCAAUUUUGUCUGCACUUGAAGCCAUUUUUAAUGCAUUUGGACUUACUGUGGCGCAAUUAGUUACAACGUUGCAGGGAAUAGCCGGUAUGAUAGAAAUGAUAUUAUCUUUAGGCAAGUUUGAGUAUUUCAUUGAUUAUUAUGGAUUUUACAAGCUAUUUCUUAUACAAAUAGGCCAAAUGGGCAUUGAGGGUCUUCUGUCACAAUUCACAUGAGUUAUUUGGCAUCUUUCGGACAAUAAAAUCUGGACUUCUGACGUGGAAAUCUUAAGAAAUAAUAUUGUCAAGAGUCGAGAAUAACUAAUAAAUGUGUAUAAAAAUGCA